This is a messenger RNA of Trichobilharzia regenti, 1582 nucleotides long. The record is from the annotation of a GenBank genome assembly. NCBI's taxonomy places the organism in Eukaryota, Metazoa, Platyhelminthes, Trematoda, Strigeidida, Schistosomatidae.
ACAGUUAUAACAAAUUGGCGACGGGGUUUUACCUUAAUUCAUCGCAGUUAUAACAAGCAAACGACGACAGUUUUUAUUCUGUUCAGCGCAACUAUAUAACAUUUUUGACUGUGUAAAUUACAACCCAAUUAUAAUGUCUAUCUCUCUGGACGAUCUUCCGGUGACUGCAGUUGAGGUUGCCAGACAUACACUGCGUGAUCCAGUUUUACAGCAAGUAUCAAAGUUCAUCCGAUUUGGCUGGCCUACACAUGUUCAUUCAAAUGUUUUAAAACAGUUUUACCAGCGACGCCAAUCCCUAUCCAUCGUUAAUGGAUGCAUAAUGUUUGCUGAUCGUGUUGUGGUUCCAGCUAAUCUUCGUGACCAUGUGCUUCGGCAGCUUCAUAUAUCACAUCCUGGUGUUGGGAGAAUGAAGGCGAUCGCUCGCAGUUAUGUUUACUGGCCCAACAUCGAUGACCAUAUCGAAGACCUCGUUCGCAAGUGUAGUAAAUGUGCUCAAGCAUCAAAGUGUCCACGCAAGACAGAACUAUGUUCCUGGCCACGACCGGACAAACCAUGGUCCCGUGUUCAUGUUGACUUCGCUGGACCGUUCAAAAGUAUGCAUUUCUUAAUAUGUGUCGACGCGUUUUCCAAAUGGCCAGAGAUAUUUCCUAUGCAUUCUGCCACAUCAAUUGCAACAGUGUCCCACCUCCGUCAACUAUUACUGAACGUUUCGUCGACACCUUUAGGCGUGCUUAAGCAAAAGCGAAGGGGGAGGGAACAACAGAAAAAAUUUUGGAUAAAUUUUUGCUGCAUUAUCGUACGAAUGAAAAAGGACAGUUAUGUGAUCACGCUUUAUCCAGUACCACGCAAAGGUCAACUCGACAAAGAAGAGCUCCGAAACCUUUUCAAAUAGAUCCAAAAAGCAAGUCCUACACUCUUUACGGGGGGAGGUGAUAGGAUCCCACAUAUUUUGGUAUUGACUGCUAAUUUUGUAUAUUAUCAUUCUCACGCAUUUUGGUAGUGACUGCUAAUUUUGUAUAUAUGGUAUAUUAUCAUUCUCACACAUUUUGGUAGUGACUGCUAAUUUUGUAUAUAUGGUAUAUUAUCAUUCCCACACAUUUUGUUACUGACUGUCAAUGUCGCACAUAUGGCAUAUUAUCAUUUCUCACACACUUUGUUAUUGGCUAUUAAGAUAAAUUAUUUCAAAUGCUGUCAGCUGUCCAUAUUGUUGUAAAAUGUAUAAAUACCAUGGCUUUCUUUAUCGUUGUUGCACUUCAAUACACAGUCACAGUCCAGCCUUUGUCUUUUGAUAUUUGCGUGCUUUACCAAGUCGGAAGGUACGACGAGCAGAUAGACAGAUUAGUUCAGGCGCAGACAGAAUAAGGUGAAAACGUCUAUCAUUUAAUUCCCCACAGCUAUAACAAAUUGGCGACGGGGUUUUACCUUAAUUCAGUGCAGUUAUAACAAUGACUCAUCGCUCAUACCCGAAAUAUGGAAAAUACUACUACCAAACAAAUCAAGCGAAAAAUAAUGGAACUAUAUAAAUGAAGUUAGGAAGUUGUGUGAGUAGUGCCUUCAUAUGAUUAUGAGUGGCAAUAAAUUG